CCCUAAAACCCUGGCCAUAUCUUGAGCCAGAGAUUGGUUGUCUGACUUGAAUGCUAUAUAUCAGAGGGAUGUGUGCACAUGCAUGCAGUUCAUGACUUCAUGAACAUGGCUUCAUACUCUGAAACUGGAUAUCCAUAUCCAUCUUCUUCAUCUUCUUCUCCUCCUCCAGCUAACAACAACAAGAAGGACAUCAAGAACAAGAAGGGAAGUAAGAAAGUAGGGAUGAAACUAUCCACUGAUCCACAAAGCAUUGCAGCAAGGCAGAGAAGGCACAGGAUAAGUGACAGGUUCCGUAUUCUCAAGUCCCUUGUUCCAGGUGGUAGCAAGAUGGACACUGUCACAAUGUUGGAAGAGGCCAUCCAUUAUGUCAAGUUCCUCAAGGCUCAGAUUUGGCUUCACCAAGCUGCCAUGUCCACUACUGAUCAUCUCCCUCAAAACUCUCAUGCUAAUUACACAGAUCUCAACCCUAAUCCUAACCCUAACCCUAAUGUUCUUCCUUCUCAUCAUCAACAGCAGCAGCAGCAGCAGUUAGUCUACUACUCCAUUACAGCUCAAGGAGAAGAAGACAUGCUUUCUUAUUUAAGUUAUGUAUGACUUAGCAAGUAGUUGAUAAGUUUGUUUUGAAUAUAUAUAUAUGUAUGUUUAGUGGGGUACCUAUACCUUCUUUUGAUGAUCAUAAUGGUCCCAGUCUUUCUUUUGUUUGUUCUCUUGAACGAUAUUAUUCAUAUGCUUUAAUGAAGU
This is a messenger RNA of Dioscorea cayenensis subsp. rotundata (Guinea yam), 741 nucleotides long. Its product is annotated as transcription factor LAX PANICLE 1-like. Gene Ontology annotation, molecular function: DNA-binding transcription factor activity; protein dimerization activity. The coding region runs from base 79 to 594 and encodes 171 amino acids. The transcript has a single exon. NCBI's taxonomy places the organism in Eukaryota, Viridiplantae, Streptophyta, Magnoliopsida, Dioscoreales, Dioscoreaceae. Gene Ontology annotation, biological process: regulation of DNA-templated transcription. The record is from RefSeq and is a predicted model, not a curated record.